AUUGAAAAAUUUCCCUCCUUUCGAGAGCAAUUCGUCUCGACUCGUAGGCCAGAGCCAGUGGCCAGGCAACAAAAACGGUCUGGCCGCGUCCGUCUGCUCAACAUGUUCUCGGCCUUCCUUCGACGGGUGACGUCCGUGAAGGAAAAGAUCCCUUUUUUGAACGAGUUACAUCUCAACUUCAUCUUCCUCCACUAUGCCUAUAUCAUCUCCUGGGCGAUCAUUGGAUCCAUCAUCGUCUACCCCUGUGGCAACAUCAGAUACAUCGAUGCCCUCUUCCAGUCCGCCGGCGCCGCCACCCAGAGCGGACUGAACACUGUCGAUUUGAACAGCCUCCGACUUUACCAACAAAUAGUCUUAUAUCUGAUUACAUGUCUGUGUACUCCGAUCUUUAUCCAUGGCGCGCUGGUUUUUAUCCGUCUCUACUGGUUCGAGAAGCGUUUCCAGCAUGUGGUGCGAGACGCUCGUGCGAUGCGACGAACCCGAUCCCGCAUGGAAACCGUGACAGAGGACAGAGACAGCGAGGACGCCAAUCGCGCGGAGCUUGGAGUGAGCGGACGACGCAUCGUGGUGGUACGGGAUAAUGAGGGGGAUGCUCGAGACGGUCGAUUGACGGACUCGGGCAGCAAAACAAUCGAUUCCGGUAUCAACACCCCUGCCCGAACAGCGAGCCAGGACUCCAGCUCCGAAGGGACGGAUACGGGAGCUGAACCUCGUUUCGGACUUGGUAGCUUGAAGGUGCCAACGCAUCUCAAUCCCGAACACCACAUUGCAUUUUUGGAAAAGCAGCGGAAAGACAAAGGCGCACUGCGCAUUCCUAGUCCCCGCGAGUAUGAUCGGGGUGGUGCACCCGAGGCCUUGGAAGAGGAUAUCGAUCCGGAGGAUGAGCAGGCUCAGCCCUCAGAUGACCGCAAGAACCUGCCUUACCACUCCGAGGCGCAGGAUCAACUUGGUCCCCUCGAAGGGCCGCAUAUCACUAUCAACGAACCGGAUAUCUCUAGAACCCGCCCACGCGGUAAUACCUUUCCCCGUUUAGACACCCGACCUACUUUCAAGGAGACCAAAGAUGGCAAUGAAACCACUACUCUGGCCCCUACCACCACCAAGAACACAUUCAGGGGUAUUUUCCGGUCUCUGACACAAGAGCGGGACCUUUCUACUCAGCCAUAUCUCAGUUGGAAUGCGACAGUUGCCCGAAACUCCAAUUUCGUCGAUUUGACUGAGGAACAGCGCGAUGAGCUGGGCGGUAUUGAAUACCGUGCGCUCAAGACCCUGGCCGUUGUUCUUAUCACUUACUAUGUUGGCUUUCAUCUCAUCGGUAUGCUGAGCAUGAUCGGCUGGAUCAUGACGGAAAAUAAAUGGGGCGACAUUGUGCGUGCAGAUGGAGUUGGGCGGCCGUGGUGGGGAAUUUUUACCGCUGCUUCUGCCUUCAACGACUUGGGUUUCACCCUGACGCCUGACUCGAUGUACUCUUUCCAAACAGCCAUUUUCCCUUUACUGAUGCUCGCCUUCUUGAUCAUCAUUGGUAACACUGCUUUCCCGUGCAUGCUACGAUUGAUGAUCUGGGUGCUUUCGAAAUUCACACGCCAGGGUUCUGCACUGUGGGAAGAACUUAAGUUCCUCCUGGACCAUCCCCGUCGAUGCUUCACUCUUCUGUUCCCUCGCAAUGCUACUUGGUGGCUAUUUGCCAUUCUUGUGGCCCUGAACGGCAUUGAUCUGAUCUUCUUUGUCAUCCUUGAUCUCAAAGAUUCUGCCGUCACCGCGCUGGCUCCCGGUAUCCGAGUCGUGGACGGCUUCUUCCAAGCCGCUGCUACGCGAACCGCCGGUUUUGGAAUUAUCAGUCUUUCAGAACUCCAUCCCGCAAUCCAAGUCUCCUAUCUGAUCAUGAUGUAUAUCUCGGUUUUCCCUAUCGCAAUCUCCAUGCGUCGAACCAACGUGUACGAGGAAAAGAGUCUAGGAAUCUACGAUGCCGCCGAUGAAGAACAUGACGAGGAAACAAACGCCCCGACCUAUAUCGGAGCUCAUUUGCGCCGUCAGCUGAGUUUCGAUUUAUGGUAUGUGUUCUUGGGUCUUUUCAUCAUUGCUAUCGCAGAAGGAUCGAGAUUGCAAGACAACGACUCCGCCUUCCAGCUGUUCACGGUUCUGUUCGAAGUCGUCUCAGCGUACGGUACCGUCGGUCUCUCCUUCGGCUACACAGGAGUCAACACCUCCUUCUCAGGACAGUUCAACGUGGUUUCGAAGCUUGUAAUCAUCGCGAUGCAAGUCCGCGGUCGCCACCGUGGCUUGCCAUACGCACUGGACCGAGCCGUCCUCCUCCCUUCCGACGCGCUCAACCGACACGAAGCCGAGGAGGGCGAGCGCCGCAUGCGCCGUCGUGCAUCUAAUCUCAGCGGUGCUGCGUCUUUCGGACAAUCACGGUCUUUCGGCCCAGCCCAGUCCCGUACACUCUCCCAAGCGAGGAACGAUGCCGGUCGGUCUUCGGGGAUGGAAACCCGCGACUGGGAGCUCAACCCUGCUCCAAACGCAGACUCUCUCGUGCAACGUUCCACGACCAACCGAUCCAAUCGGUAA
Penicillium soppii is the source of this 2568-nucleotide messenger RNA. Its product is annotated as potassium ion transporter. Gene Ontology annotation, biological process: potassium ion import across plasma membrane; intracellular potassium ion homeostasis. Gene Ontology annotation, cellular component: plasma membrane. Gene Ontology annotation, molecular function: high-affinity potassium ion transmembrane transporter activity. The record is from RefSeq and is a predicted model, not a curated record. Lineage: Eukaryota; Fungi; Ascomycota; Eurotiomycetes; Eurotiales; Aspergillaceae. The annotation marks the transcript as partial. The transcript is spliced from 2 exons.